This is a messenger RNA of Neoarius graeffei (lesser salmon catfish), 1827 nucleotides long. It is a transcript of the gene timmdc1, whose product is annotated as translocase of inner mitochondrial membrane domain containing 1. The transcript has 8 exons. The record is from RefSeq and is a predicted model, not a curated record. Gene Ontology annotation, cellular component: mitochondrion. Bases 624 to 1511 code for a protein of 295 amino acids. Lineage: Eukaryota; Metazoa; Chordata; Actinopteri; Siluriformes; Ariidae.
AACCUAGACGCUGCAUUGAGGUGGUGGCCCGUUGCUGGGAUACGUCAGAGUGUCCACCAUAUUGGAUGUGGCAAAUCUUCCCCGUAAACCAAUGCAAGUAAAUGGACUGAACUUCAUAAAGCCCCUUUCUACAAUAAUAUUUAACUCAAUGCCUUUUAUUCACCCAUUAAAGGAUAUGGGACAUGGAUUUUUUUCUGGGUAUAAUUAUGUAUAAAGGACAUAAGAAAUGCCAUCUAAAUCACUGCAGGGCGUCAAAAAUGUGAAAAUCAUCACAUUAUUCAAGUUUUUUUAUACAUCAGCGUAAAACAAGGAUUCGUUAAUGAGCUAGGUGGUCACGUGACCCGUGACGUAACAAAAACUUUCCAAGGAGCCAGCGCUUGGGAAUCUAAUGUAAACAGGUUACCGAAAUGGACACCAUCGACAGUGACAUUCCCGAUGUUUCACAGAGAUGUGAAGUUAGACCCUAUCGAUUCGAACCGAUAGCUGGAAAUUCACAUGAACAUGGAUCUUAUCUUUACUCUGACGGGUCAGAUGAUUCUGAGAGUGAGAGUUCAUUCAAUCCCCAUGAAACUGAAAGCGGUCGGCUCGAUAACACUUCCUGUGAUCGAACAGCUCACUGAUGCAUGAUGGACCCUGUGGGCCUGUGUAUGCGCACACACCCAUGUGGAGAGAAGGAUACAGAUACAGCCAACCCCAAAGCCUUUCGUACCGGACUGCGAAGAGCACUGUAUAUGUUCGCUGUUCCUCGAGUGCAUGCAGCUGAUAUUCCUGAUCCACAGGCCGGGCUUCAGUCUUUACCAAAACAUGUGGGCAAACCAGAGUUCCCAGACACAGGAUGGGACCGCAUUAAAGACCUAUUCAACCAAGGAGACCGACAGAUGUAUUCGGAAGAGGUGAGGAAUGUGGGUAAGAGUGCUCUGACAGCAGCCUUGGUGGGACUGCUUUAUGGAGGCCUGCCUGGAGCCCGACAUGCCCGCGAGAGAUUCAUCCAGCUGAGCCAGGCUGAGAUCUAUCGCAGCAGAGUGGAGGCAGUGCGUUCGGCUCACAACGCAGCCAUCCGAGGCUUUGUGAGAUACGGUUGGAGGUGGAGCUGGAGAGUCGCCGCCUUUGUUACACUUUUUAACACGGUCAGUACAGGCAUUUCUGUGUACAGAGACAGUAACGCCUUGAGUCACUUCGCUGUGGCGGGGGCUGUGACCGGAGGUGUGUUCCGGAUGAAUCUGGGCCUCAGGGGAUUGGUGGCAGGAUCAGCUAUUGGAGCUGCAUUGGGUGUGCCUGCUGGGGCGUUAAUUGUUGGGCUACAGAAGCUGGGAGGAGAGACCAUGCGUGAAAAGCGACGACGGGAACGAAGAGAACUGUACGAGCUCAGGGUGGCUGAAUGGAAUGCACGUCUCCAACUUACUGAUGAGAUAACUGGUGAAUUUAGUGGCCAAGACACAGAAGGUGACCUUCAACGGAUCAAAGAGCUCCUUAGUCAACCACGGAAUGAAGACUCGACAGAGGAGUCCUAACAGAUUUAUUUAUACUGACUGACUGACUGAAUGAAUUUAUAGAAUAUAACAUAUUGUUAUGCUCACGAAUGAAGAGCACUGGCUCAUCAGAUGGGAGAUUUAUUUACAGGAUUCAAGCCUGAAGCUAAACCAGUUGUUCACAGACAAACAACAAACCACGAUGCACGUCAUGUCCUGAAUAAUUUGUCAUUUUCACAGCAGGUACAGUUCAUUUCUGCUCUCCUGUGUGCAGAUCUACACUGUUCAGACUGUUGCUCUGUAAACCAACUGAAUCUUUGUCCUCAUCAUUGUGAAAUAUAUAACUACGUGUCUAUCA